Molecule: messenger RNA, 2526 nt
Organism: Geosmithia morbida
Lineage: Eukaryota; Fungi; Ascomycota; Sordariomycetes; Hypocreales; Bionectriaceae
Product: Calpain large subunit, domain III
Exons: 5
Coding region: 1-2526 (841 amino acids)
Biological process (GO): proteolysis
Molecular function (GO): calcium-dependent cysteine-type endopeptidase activity
Source: RefSeq, a predicted model, not a curated record
AUGGAGAGUAAAGCUCAGGCAGCUGAGGCCCUAUCAGGUCGGUCCAAAGGCCAGCCGGCCCUCGACGCCGCCAUACGAGCUGUCGAGCUAUAUAUGGCUGCUGCUGCACAGGCCUCUAUCAAGUCAGAAAGAGCACGCCUGCGUCGAAAGUGCCAAGAGCUCAUACAGUAUGCGGAGCGACUCAAGUCCCAGUUGGCCUCCAAUAUGUCUCCAGAUGAAGUAAUUAUCAAGGAUGCAUCACAGCUACAUGGCAAUGAUUUCCCCCCUUGGGAAGGCGAUCCCCCUGAAACUGAGUUUCGAGUUUCCUCGGACGGGCGCCUCUUUGAGGAUGAUACUGUUUUUACUUUUUCGCCGGCCCAGAAUGAAUCCUUUGGGGGUUGGAAGCGUCCGGUCGAUAUUUUCUUCCCGAAAAGCACUCGUAGGGGGGAUAGGGACGACCUAGAUGACCUCUUCUUUUUUGCCCGACCCGAAACCUGCGACCUGGUACAGGAUGCGACGACGGAUUGCUCAGUUGUAGCAGGGUUGUCUGCUGCCGUAAACAUUCUCAUCGGCAAGCGCUCGAUCCUCUCAUCUAUAUUCUAUCCCUUUGAUCAUGCCAAGGGGCGCCCGAUCCGAUCUACCUCUGGAAAAUAUAUCAUGCGACUUAAUUUCAAUGGUUGCCUCCGCAAGGUCGUCGUGGACGAUAGGCUUCCAGCCUCCCUGACCGAGAGGACUUUCUUUGUUGUCGACCGCAAGAACAAGAAUCUUCUGUGGCCUGCUCUACUGGAGAAAGCCUAUCUUAAAAUCCGCGGAGGUUAUGAUUUCCCAGGCAGCAACUCGGGAACGGACCUUUGGGUUCUAACCGGAUGGAUACCGGAGCAACUUUUCCUACAAAGGGAAGAUUUAGACAUAAAUGAUGUGUGGAUCAGGGUAAAGGCCGCCUACGAUUCGCACGAUGUUGUCAUCACCAUAGGGUCUGGUUGCAUAUCCCCCGAAGAGGAAGAAGCAACUGGCCUCAUCGGCGAGCAUGACUACGCCAUACAAGGCUUACGUGAAGAAGGCGAAGCCCGAUAUCUUCUUGUAAAGAAUCCAUGGUGCAAUGGAUCUGUCUGGACCGGUGUUUGGCGAUCGCUAGCCGCGGAACCAACUCCCAGGCUUUCGAGCUCCAAGGAUGCCCCAAAUUUGGAAUCUAGUAGCGAGCAUCAAACGCCUGGCUCUUGGUGGGUGUCAUUGGAGGACGUGGCACAAACUUUUGAGUCUAUGUACCUCAAUUGGAACCCGGACCUCUUCUCCAAUAGGCAACAGCGUCAUUUUUCCUGGCAUAUGCCCCCGUCCCAUUUAGCUUCAACCUUGGCUGAAAACCCUCAGUUCUCGAUUACUUCCCCAGAUGGCGGGCCAGUUUGGGUCCUCGUUAGCCGCCAUUUCCAAAAUGCCGAGCUAGAAAUAGCGAGGAGGAGAACAGACUCAAUGGCAGCUGUUGCAAGGCAACUCGGAUUCAUGAGCAUACUUGUCUUUGACUCAAACGGGGAGAGGGUCCAAGUCAGCGGCGAAGAGACUUACCGCGGCCCCUAUGUCGACUCGCCACAGACACUUGCGCGCCUGAACACGACUGCCGGAAAAAGAUAUACCGUUGUUCUGGACCAACACGAAUUUCCGCUCAAAAAGUACACCUUCACUUUGGCGGCCUUCUCUCAUUCUCAGCUACAGGUCAAGGAGGCCACAGAGCCCAUGUCGUUUUUCAAAGAAGAGCUAGGCACAUGGAACAGACGGACUGCCGGUGGCAAUAGUGCCUGUGCGACCUUCUACACUAAUCCCCAGUACUGCCUCUCCGUGCCAGAAGCAACGCCACUGUCGAUACUGAUAUCGACAGAUGACAAGGACGUGCAUAUCCACGUAGACCUGGUCUGGGGCCACGGCAAGCGCGUAACCAGCAUCAGGGUGAAAGACCUUAUCUCGUCGUCAGGAGAAUACCGCCGGGGAUGUGCCGUGGCCAAGACGCCCCAUAUCGAUGCCGGGGAAUACACAGUCGUCUGCUCGACGUUCGAUGCCGGCUGCCUAGCCUCGUUUGGCCUACGCGUGGCAUCUAAGGCAGCCAUAGAGCUCAAGCCUAUUCCCAUCGACGCUGCGGGCCGCCUACGCACCCCGCUACCACCACUCGCACUAGACGAGGGCAUGGAGGGCAUCCAGUGUCCCCUGAAUGCAAAUUGGCUGACCCGGGCCAGCGCUUCCAUCCAUAAGCGUCACCGUUCUGUCCAGCAACAGAAACAGCAGCAACACAGCGGCGGUACUGUCUUUGUCCGCCUGUCGGUCGUAUACGGCCGGGGGCCCAAUCAGGUCACUGUCGCUAUCUCCGGUGAAGGUAAUUUCCAGGACCCCUGCUCCACAGCUGUGCGCACACCAGAGUUCGACAUCGAGCCCGAGAGAGCCCGCGCAGAGGGCAUCUGGGUCGUGGUCGAGAUCAUGGGUCAGCAUAGAGGUGUCGAUGGGCUCGAGGUUGAGCUGUCCAGUGAUUUACCAGCGCAAGUAGGACACUGGGAGGAGUUCUGA